Messenger RNA from Canariomyces notabilis, 844 nucleotides. RefSeq lists its product as uncharacterized. NCBI's taxonomy places the organism in Eukaryota, Fungi, Ascomycota, Sordariomycetes, Sordariales, Chaetomiaceae. The transcript has a single exon. The record is from RefSeq and is a predicted model, not a curated record. The coding region runs from base 120 to 458 and encodes 112 amino acids.
GCGCAUUGUGCACUAGGAACCAGGUCAUUCCAUGUUAGCGUGAUUUCCGCCUCUUCAUCAGGUUGCACCUCGAGCAUGGCGAUCCUGGGGAUCUCUAGAAUGACAGAUCCCUUCGUCAGAUGUGGGCAUGGCCCGGGCUGGGGUUUUGCUGCCGCAUCGGACCGCCCUUCGGCUGGUCCAGUGCACUGGGCGAGUUUGAGCCCACGUGGGAACUCUGGAUCUCAACGGCUGCUCAACGGAACACUGCCGCGAUGCCUGCCUAUCUAACCUAUCUUACCUUCAAAGACCAGCAUUCAUACCGGUAUGUACCGUUACGGCGUCCUUUGUCCCGGAAUAUGGCUGACCGGCCCUUACCGGUAUUUUCUGCAGUCAAUGUAGGUUCAUACGAUGCAACUCAGGGCAAUUUCCCGGGAAAAGAAGCCCCAAGACUAACAAGUCCAAUUAAGCAUAGUACCUAAUGAGGAUCGAGGGCGAGGGCAGUGGACAUGCAUGCAUGAUCGCGGAGCGGGGAUCGGGUGGCUUGAAGCACGACAUUUUGAAGUCCAGCCGGCAUUUUCCCAGGCUGCUGGUUUAUUGCUGAGAAAUGGCGGGCAUUUCACGCUGCAUGCCAAAUAGCCAAUAUCAAACAUGCAUCCAUGAUACCUACAGUGUGGUGAACCACUGCAGCUAGGACAAUGGACUGAGGAAAUGAAGGGGUCAGUACCGAGCCAAUGCCCGGAUUUCUUGCUCACUACGAAGUAGAUGCGACCAUGAUCAGCUUCUCAUCCGGCGUUUCUUACCUUUUAGUCUGUAUACAAGUUGACCUCCCAGGGUCGAGUCUAUGCAAGGUACCCGACACUAGCAC